This is a messenger RNA of Vitis riparia (riverbank grape), 1704 nucleotides long. Its product is annotated as laccase-15-like. The coding region runs from base 1 to 1704 and encodes 567 amino acids. NCBI's taxonomy places the organism in Eukaryota, Viridiplantae, Streptophyta, Magnoliopsida, Vitales, Vitaceae. The transcript has 6 exons. Gene Ontology annotation, cellular component: apoplast. Gene Ontology annotation, biological process: lignin catabolic process. The record is from RefSeq and is a predicted model, not a curated record. Gene Ontology annotation, molecular function: copper ion binding; hydroquinone:oxygen oxidoreductase activity.
AUGUGGUUUGGUAACAAGAUAUUCGUCACCUGUGUUCUGGCGUUUCUAUUGUUUGAUGGCCUUUAUUGUUGCCAACUUUCAGAUCGUUAUCGUUUUGUUCUGGAAGAAGCUCCAUACACAAGACUCUGCAGCACCAAGAACAUUUUAACUGUGAAUGGGGAGUUCCCAGGCCCAACUAUACGAGUUAAUGCAGGAGAUCAGAUAACAGUGGAUGUUUAUAACAAGGGAAAAUAUAAUGUCACCAUUCACUGGCAUGGAGUGAAUCAGCUAAGAUAUCCAUGGUCUGAUGGUCCUGAGUAUAUCACCCAGUGCCCAAUUCAACCGGGCGGAAAGUUCAGCCAAAAGCUCAUUCUUUCUACGGAGGAAGGAACUAUUUGGUGGCAUGCUCACAGCAACUGGACGAGAGCCACUGUCUAUGGGGCUAUCUUUGUCUAUCCCAAGCCAGGAACCACCUAUCCUUUUCCUCAACCUGAUGCAGAAGUGCCUAUAAUACUAGGAGGGUGGUGGAAGCGAGACAUAAUGGCUGUUUAUGAGCAAUUCAUUGCAACUGGAGGAGUCCCUAAUCAAUCUGAUGCUUUUACCAUAAAUGGUCAGCCUGGUGGUCUAUAUCCAUGCUCAAAAUCAGAAACAUUCAAGCUAAAUGUGGAUCAAGGCAAGACUUAUCUACUCCGCAUGGUCAAUGCUGACGUGAAUGACAUUCUCUUCUUCGCCGUUGCCGGACAUCCGAUCACCGUGGUGGGAGCAGAUGGUAGCUACACCAAGCCGUUGACAAGAGAUUACAUUGCAAUAGCCCCUGGACAAACGCUGGACGCCUUGUUGCAUGCCAACCAACAGCCUGAUCACUAUUAUAUGGCUGCUAGGGCUUAUUUUACUGCUAUUAAUGUUGGAUUCGAUCGCACUACAACUACAGCUAUUGUACAGUAUAAUGGAAACUACACUCCCUCUCCAUCUCUUUCCUUGCCUUACCUUCCCAACUACAAUGACACUAGUGCAUCCUUUAAUUUCAGCUCUAGCCUUAGAAGCCUAGCCAGUGAAGAUCAUCCAGUAAGUGUUCCCAAAAAUGUUACCACUCAGUUGAUUACAACUGUUUCUGUGAACACACUACCCUGCAUUCCUAAUGGUACAUGUCAGGGACCAAAUGGGACUCGAUUCAGCGCAAGCUUGAAUAACAUAAGCUUUAUACUCCCAUCAAUCGAUAUACUCCAGGCAUACUAUGGCCAUAUCAAAGGGGUGUAUGGGGAUCGCUUUCCAAAAUACCCACCAUAUAUAUUCAAUUUUACAGAUGAGUAUCUGCCACUGAACCUAGAGAUACCGAAGCUGGGGACCGAGGUGUAUAUCCUGGAUUACAACUCCACCGUGGAGAUUGUUUUCCAAGGCACAAAUUUGGUUGCAGGGAUAGAUCACCCCAUGCAUCUACACGGGCAUAGCUUUUAUGUCGUUGGGUUGGGACAGGGAAAUUUCGACCCAGAGAAGGACCCUUUGGGGUAUAAUUUAGUUGACCCUCCUUAUAGGAACACUGUUACUGUCCCUAAAAAUGGCUGGAGUACCAUCAGAUUCAAGGCAGACAAUCCGGGAGUGUGGUUCAUGCACUGUCAUUUAGAUCGCCACCUUACAUGGGGCAUGGAUAUGGUGUUCAUAGUAAGAGAUGGAGAUCAAUGGGACGAACGCAUGCUACCUCCACCACCUGAUAUGCCGCCAUGUUAA